This is a messenger RNA of Myiozetetes cayanensis, 3997 nucleotides long. It is a transcript of the gene FUCA2, whose product is annotated as alpha-L-fucosidase 2. Gene Ontology annotation, biological process: glycoside catabolic process; fucose metabolic process. The record is from RefSeq and is a predicted model, not a curated record. Gene Ontology annotation, molecular function: alpha-L-fucosidase activity. The coding region runs from base 897 to 2126 and encodes 409 amino acids. Lineage: Eukaryota; Metazoa; Chordata; Aves; Passeriformes; Tyrannidae. Gene Ontology annotation, cellular component: lysosome. The transcript is spliced from 7 exons.
AGAGAGUCCAAGGCUCUGAUCCUUUAAGUAAUUUUAGUUCAGAGGCUCAGUAAAACCUUUGUUUUGUGAGUGUUCACUGUUUCAGGCCUUUUGGCUGUAAGCAGAUUUCUGCUGUCAUCUUUCCACACUCUACCAAGUACUUCCUGUGUGACUUCAAGUGAGUCACAUUAUCAUUUAAAAUAUGAAGAUAACAGCAGCUCUGUGGCAGAGCUGUGGUGAACCUUAAAUGCAAUAUUCACAAAACAAACCAACAUAGAUCUAAACAAACAACUGUUUUCUGACAAUAUUUGUUUUGUUCAGAGUUAUAUUCAAGGAUUUCAGCAGUUUUUUAAGGUAGACUCCAUUUACUAAUAAAUUACUUUUGUGGGGGAUGACAGAGCUAGGUUUGGGUUCAAGCUUUAAUCUGAGUGCUGUCGUCUGAUAGUGGUGCACAGAUUCAGGAUCAAGCGUUUGAUCUUCGUUUUUGUUCUAAAAAGAUCCCAAAACUCUCUAAUGUAGUUGAUGAAGUUGCUUUCUAUAUUCCUGGAGUCUCCCAUCCUUAGGCAUGUGUGGGUGUAGAGCUGCUUCAGGCCUUCUAGCAGCAUGUGCAGUCAGACGACUGAGAUCCUGUGUUAGCAGCUGCAUGGCCUUGGAAAGGAUGUUUCUAGAAUCUAAUCAUGUCAGCGUGGAAGUGCUCAUGUUAGCAAACCAUGUGACAAAGGAAGAGAAGCAAGGAUGUUACCCUGUUUAUUUAUGCAAUUACAUACUUUGAAAUCAGAGGUUGUUUGGUUGGAGGGGGUUGUUUGUUUGUUUGUGGUUUGUUAUUUUGCCUUUUCCUCAUAUUCCCUCCCCUCUUCAAACAUUUAGAUUCUGACCUUUAGAUUCUGCAGUUAUUCCUUAACUAUCUGUUUUCAUGUAUGUUCUUGCUAGAAAAGGAUCUUUGCUGCUUGGUUUCAUUCAUAGAAAGGUGGUACUGGCAGAAGGAAAAGAGAGAGCCCUAUGUGAAAUUCAUGGAGGCCAAUUACCCACCUGGCUUCAGUUAUGAAGAUUUUGGGCCACUGUUUACAGCAGAAUUCUUUGAUCCCAACCAGUGGGCAGAUAUUCUGAAGGCUUCAGGUGCAAAAUACGUUGUCUUAACUUCAAAACAUCAUGAAGGCUUUACUUUGUGGGGGUCCAAAUAUUCUUGGAACUGGAAUGCUGUUGAUGUGGGACCGAAACGGGAUCUUGUUGCUGAACUAGCAGCAUCUGUUAGAAACAGGACUGACUUGCAUUUUGGGUUAUACCAUUCCCUGUUUGAAUGGUUUAAUCCUCUCUUCCUUGAGGAUGCCAGCAAUGUCUUCAAGACAAGAAAGUUUCCAACCAGUAAAUCAUUACCAGAACUCUAUGAAAUUGUGACCAAGUACCAGCCAGAAAUAAUUUGGUCUGAUGGGAAUGGAAAUGCUCCAGAUACUUACUGGAACAGCACUGGUUUCUUGGCUUGGCUGUAUAAUGACAGCCCAGUCCGGGACACAGUUGUAACCAAUGACCGCUGGGGAGUUGGCAGCAUCUGUACCCACGGCGGCUUCUACACCUGCAGUGACCGGUACAACCCCGGCCACCUCCUGCCUCACAAGUGGGAGAACUGUAUGACCAUUGACAGGAGGUCGUGGGGGUACCGCAGGGACGCGCAGCUCAGUGACUACCUCACCAUCGAGGACUUGGUGAAGCAACUCGUCGAAACAGUGUCCUGUGGGGGAAAUCUCUUGAUGAAUAUCGGGCCCACUCACGACGGUCGCAUCGCUGUUAUAUUCGAGGAGCGCCUGAGGCAGAUGGGUGCUUGGCUGGAGGUCAAUGGACAGGCCAUCUAUGGAACGAAACCAUGGAGAGCACAGAACGACUCGGUCACACCAGAAGUGUGGUACACUUUCAGCCCUAAAGAAGGGACAGUCAAUGCUGUCUUCCUUAACUGGCCAGUUUCUGGGAUUCUGGAACUUGGUGAGCCACAGGCUAAGCUUGGAGAAACACAGGUAAAGCUGGCUGGCUACAAGGAACUGCUGAAAUGGGUUGCACUGGGAGAAAAGGGACUGAUUAUAGCUCUACCUCAAUUAACUCCGAAGCAAUUGCCAUGCCAGUGGGGCUGGACUUUACAACUGACUGCCAUAAAAUGAGCCAUACUCUGCUGGAGCCCCAGCUAGCAGGGAAUGCGGAUGCUUUGCUGUUUCUCAUCACUGGUUUUGAACUUAAUUACCUGUAAAAACAAUAAAUUCACUUUUUUUUAAUAAAAGGUAGGCUGUUAUUAAGGAAUGGAACAAACUUCACAUGAAGUCUACCAUGAGAUAGUUGAUCCUCUGCAUAUAUUUUUGUUUCUCUGAAGUAGUGUGAAAAACUGAGCAGCUACCUUGACCUCUCUACUUGUUUUAGUCAGGUACUGGCCAAGCUCAAGCACACCCUCUUUAAUGCAAAAACUCCAACUUCCACAAAACUGCACAGUAAAAGGUGAGUUUUGGAGAAAAGGAUAAACUGUUUCCAGCUGUGUACAGCAACUGGUAGCCAGUAGUUUCAGCAUAGUAGGGUAACAUUGGGAAGAACAGGUCCAUAAGGGUUCAGAAUUCAUCACACAUGCAUGGAGGUAAUGCAUAUGUACAUCAUCAUUUCUCAUCAUGGAAGUCACUCAUUUCACAUGUUCCUACACUUGAGUGGAUAAUUCUAUCCAUUACUUGGACAUAGGUAAACUGGGAAGGUUUUUUUUCCGUUUUGUAUAAUUUUACAUGGGUAAAGCUUGACUUUUGUUUACAGCCGUUGUUUUUACACAGUUACCAGGGUGCCUUAUGUGGACUGUAAAACAAAACAUAUACUUCAACAAUUUAACUGUUGAAAAAAAGAGAAAUAAUCAGGAGUUGCUAGGGAUCUUCAACUUUGGAAAUGUUUCAAUUUGGAUGCAGUCUACCCUCUGCUUAAAAUGUUGUCUUUCUGCCAAACUCACCAUGUGUCAAUUUCUAGGGAUAGACACACAAUGUGAAGUUUGCAAAGAGGAGGAGAUAAAGGACAACAAAAGGCAUUAAUUGUUUCUGCUUCAGUGUAGAGAUUGAAGGUUUAUUUUUCCUGAGUAAUGUCGCUGAGUGCAAAAUUAUUACUGUGUAAGUUAAAUUUAUUCUUUCAGCGAUGUCAGAAUUUUGAGUGGUGUGCCAAAUUUGGUUAUUCCCUUUCUUGCUAGUAAUGUUAAUACACGCACAAGUUUUACAUUAAAAUAUUUUAUUACAAUACAGACAAUUGGGCUCAAAAUUAAUACAAAUUAAGAUAAAAUAUUUACAAGGUAAUGUGUACAGUGUAGCUGUUUGAACAGCAUAAACAAGAGAACAUCUGAAAACCCACAUUCCUUUAGCAUUAAGUAACAGAGAGCAUGCCCCCAGCUCAUUCAAGAGGAGCGUGCAUCUGUUGGCAAGGCCUUCUGAAGAACAAGAGGCUUUGGAAUAAUGUUUGUAAAGUUAAGUGAAAAAGAUUUUCUUCAUAAAAAGAAAAAUUUGAGGGGAGAAGAAGCAAAAAGCAUUACUUCAUUCUGCUACUCUGUGCUAUUCUUAGAUCACUAUCAUUAGUUCUUUCCAAAACUUACACACUCCAGGGCAAACAAAUGUUUUUUUUAGUAACCUGCUGUAAUACUGCCACCAGCUGCCUUUUAGAUGCAAUAAAAAUAAUCAAAUUAAAUACGGAGGAAUUUAACCACUUUUUUUAAUAGAAAAGUCUUUACAUACAAUGAUUCUUUCAACAAGAAUAUUUUUAAUGGGCGCUUGAAACAUAAUUCUAUUAGAACAAAUGUGGGCUUACUCCCACUUUCCUCGGAGUGUUCUUUCUGCUGGUCUGCCACUCCUACACCAUUAUAAAAUUAACCCAAGUCUCAUCAGUAGUUGCAAGGGAUUUGUUAUAAAUACACCGUCUAUUCCUAAAAGUGUGCGAGUCAUUUCUCCAGUUGCUGAGGGGUACUAAAAGCUUCAUAAACAUUAGCAGCAAAAUCUUUCACUUGUUCCAUCAUCAACAGGUCCUG